Molecule: messenger RNA, 687 nt
Organism: Morchella importuna
Lineage: Eukaryota; Fungi; Ascomycota; Pezizomycetes; Pezizales; Morchellaceae
Exons: 1
Coding region: 1-687 (228 amino acids)
Biological process (GO): transmembrane transport; carbohydrate transport
Cellular component (GO): membrane
Molecular function (GO): carbohydrate:proton symporter activity
Source: RefSeq, a predicted model, not a curated record
AUGAUCAACUAUUACGCCCCAGUUGUUUAUCAGCAGACUAUGGGACUCACCCGCAACAUGUCUCUCAUCCUCGGCGGCUGCACAUCACUGACUUAUCUGGUUGGCUCUUUUAUCCCACUGUGGAUAGUUGAUAGACUUGGUCGUCGUCCUCUCCUCAUGUUCUCCUCUAUCGGUCUCUGCCUAUGUUUCUCACUGGCCUCCAUUCUGCUCUCGCUUGAAUCUGUAUCUGCCGCAUACGGUGCCUGUGCAAUGGUCUUCGUCUUUCAGAUUUUCUUGGGCAUUGGCUGGCUCCCUGUACCAUGGUAUUAUGGCUCCGAAGUCUCAACCACUCGACUCAGGUCCCGUGCACAGGCCAUAGGAUCGGCGUUCAAUUGGCUUGCUGUGUUUACGGUGGUGGAAAUCACACCAAUUGCCAUCGACAAUAUCGGGUGGAAGACAUUCAUCAUCUUUGCUGUUUUCAAUGCUGGAAUGGUGCCAAUUGUAUAUUGCUUCUUCCCAGAGACGAAAGGCCUUGAGCUGGAGGAUGUAGACCACCUCUUUGACCGCGGUGGCAUCACUGGAGGCGUAUGGAGUACAGGUGGAAAGACGGUAGAAAGACGGAGGGUAGGAGAGGAAACGGGGGUGUUUGAGAGAGCAGAGAAAGCAAGUGGUGUGCAUCUAGAAGAUGCGCCUGCUCGGAAAGAGUAA